CAUUUAAACGCAAUGCAUUAUUAUUUUAAGUUAUAGCUUCUCAAUUUAGAAAAUAUAAACCAUGAAAUCAAAACUCAGGAUUUAGACGCGUUUGAAUAUUUCCAUAUAACAUAUAAUUUAUUGUUUUUUUUGUAUAAUAUAUAUCGAUCACGAUGAUGCACCCUAGUGAAAUAGAAUUUUUGGCCGAAAACGAAAUCAUACAGAUUGUUCCGAAUUUCAACCAUGCUAGCCACGUUCAUUUAAUAUGUGGUUCGUUCGGUCCAUUUCGUGCCGGAUUACCACUUAACGUACCAGUUUGGACUGCGCUGAAUUUGCGGCAAAAGAAAAUUUGCAGAAUUCUCGCUCCCGAUUGGAUGAAUGUUGAGAAGUUACAAGAGAAGAUUGAAGAGGAAAAAACAUCCAAGUUUUUUACAAAGCUACCAUCUAACUAUUAUUUGGAAAUCACUCAAAUGUUGUUAACUGUUGCAAGUGAAGAUAUUCCAAAAGCGAAUGAAAUUAAAACAGCUGUUAAAGAUUUAUGGGAUUUGAGAAUAGCAAAACUACGAUCGUCUGUUGAUUUGUUUAUUAAAGAUGGUCGGGUACAGGCAUCUCUGAAUCAUUUAACACCAAUGGAAAUUAAUUCUGUAAGGCCGGUUUUCCCAGACACUUUGAAUGCUUUAAUGGUACUUCACGAACAAAUAAACUCAAACGAUAACAGAGAAAGCAGCAGCCAAUCUUCAAGAGCAACUCCUAGUACAUCGUCAUUGAGUUUUUCUAUGUAGAUAUAAUCUUUAACCAAAUAAGUUUGCCUUCUUGUUGCGCAUUAAUUAAAUUAUAAUUUUGUGUAUAUUUAGUUAGUAAAUUCUUAAAUAAUUUUAAAGAAAUAAUAAUGACAAUAAUUAAUUUUAAAAGAUUAUUAUUGAUAAAUCCGUGUACAGUUUCUUGAUAAGUUUACUUUAACUGUUAUUUUUAGUUCUAUAAUUUGUUUCAAGUACAAUUAUGGGUAAUUUUCAUAUUUCAUAUCACAUUUUUGCUAUGUUCAGAAAUUAUAUUAUGUUAACAAAUCUACCAAGUAAAAAAAAUAAUUUAUUAUGAAGAAUUUGUAUUUGUAAAGACAUAUUACCUUUUUUUCCUGUGGACCAAUUUACUUAAGUAGCAUCUGUAUUAAACUGCAAUUGUAUGCAAUUAAUACAUUUAUGACAAAAGUUAAUAAAGUCAACUCAUUCACCCCCAAAAUGUGCAUAGUAUUUAAUAUUAGUAAUGUGUCAAAAAGUAAAAGUAGUCUUUAAGUAAUUCUUUAUUUUUCAUUUCACAAAAUAAUUUUUGCUUAUUUUAUUAUAAUAAUGCAUUUUUAAUCACUCGAAGCUUU
Adelges cooleyi (spruce gall adelgid) is the source of this 1348-nucleotide messenger RNA. RefSeq names its product DNA replication complex GINS protein PSF2 (gene Psf2). Gene Ontology annotation, biological process: double-strand break repair via break-induced replication; DNA replication. Bases 153 to 761 code for a protein of 202 amino acids. The record is from RefSeq and is a predicted model, not a curated record. NCBI's taxonomy places the organism in Eukaryota, Metazoa, Arthropoda, Insecta, Hemiptera, Adelgidae. Gene Ontology annotation, cellular component: nucleus; GINS complex. The transcript has 4 exons.